Molecule: messenger RNA, 5519 nt
Organism: Physeter macrocephalus (sperm whale)
Lineage: Eukaryota; Metazoa; Chordata; Mammalia; Artiodactyla; Physeteridae
Gene: CACNA1B
Product: calcium voltage-gated channel subunit alpha1 B
Exons: 37
Coding region: 1-5238 (1745 amino acids)
Biological process (GO): calcium ion import across plasma membrane; chemical synaptic transmission
Cellular component (GO): voltage-gated calcium channel complex; neuronal cell body; membrane
Molecular function (GO): high voltage-gated calcium channel activity
Source: RefSeq, a predicted model, not a curated record
AUGGUCCGUUUCGGGGACGAGCUGGGCGGCCGCUAUGGGGGCGCCGGCGGCGGGGAGCGGGUCCGGGGCGGCGGGGCCGGCGGGGCGGGCGGCCCGGGCCCUGGGGGUCUGCAGCCGGGCCAGAGGGUCCUCUACAAGCAGUCGAUCGCCCAGCGCGCGCGGACCAUGGCGCUGUACAACCCCAUCCCGGUCAAGCAGAACUGCUUCACCGUCAACCGCUCGCUCUUCGUUUUCAGCGAGGACAACGUCGUCCGCAAAUACGCCAAGCGCAUCACCGAGUGGCCUCCGUUUGAGUACAUGAUUCUGGCCACCAUCAUCGCCAACUGUAUCGUGCUGGCACUGGAGCAGCACCUCCCCGACGGAGACAAGACGCCCAUGUCUGAGCGGCUGGACGACACGGAGCCGUACUUCAUCGGCAUCUUCUGCUUCGAGGCCGGGAUCAAGAUCAUUGCGCUGGGCUUCGUCCUGCACAAGGGCUCCUACCUGCGGAAUGGCUGGAACGUCAUGGACUUCGUGGUGGUCCUCACGGGGAUCCUCGCCACAGCUGGCACUGACUUUGACCUGCGAACCCUGCGGGCUGUGCGUGUGCUGAGGCCCCUGAAGCUGGUGUCUGGGAUUCCAAGUCUGCAGGUGGUGCUCAAGUCCAUCAUGAAGGCCAUGGUUCCGCUGCUACAGAUUGGGCUGCUUCUCUUCUUCGCCAUCCUCAUGUUUGCCAUCAUUGGCCUCGAGUUCUACAUGGGCAAAUUCCACAAGGCCUGUUUCCCCAACAGUACAGACGCAGAGCCGGUGGGCGACUUCCCCUGUGGCAAGGAGGCCCCAGCCCGGCUGUGCGAGGGUGACACCGAGUGCCGGGAGUACUGGCCGGGACCCAACUUCGGCAUCACCAACUUCGACAACAUCCUGUUCGCCGUCCUGACGGUGUUCCAGUGCAUCACUAUGGAGGGCUGGACCGACAUCCUCUACAGCACCAACGAUGCGGCCGGCAACACCUGGAACUGGCUCUACUUCCUGCCCCUCAUCAUCAUCGGCUCCUUCUUCAUGCUCAACCUGGUGCUGGGCGUGCUCUCGGGAGAGUUCGCCAAGGAGCGCGAGCGGGUGGAGAACCGCCGGGCCUUCCUGAAGCUCCGCCGGCAGCAGCAGAUCGAGCGGGAGCUCAACGGGUACCUGGAGUGGAUCUUCAAGGCCGAGGAAGUCAUGCUGGCCGAGGAGGACAAGAACGCAGAGGAGAAGUCCCCUCUGGAUGUGUUGAAGAGAGCAGCCACCAAGAAGAGCCGAAAUGACCUGAUCCACGCGGAGGAGGGGGAGGACCGUUUUGCAGACCUCUGUGCUGUGGGGUCCCCCUUUGCCCGAGCCAGCCUCAAGAGCGGGAAGACGGAGAGCUCGUCGUACUUCCGCAGGAAGGAGAAGAUGUUCCGGUUCUUCAUCCGGCGUCUGGUGAAGGCGCAGAGCUUCUACUGGGUGGUGCUGUGCGUGGUGGCCCUGAACACGCUGUGCGUGGCCAUGGUGCACUACAACCAGCCCCAGCGGCUCACCACGGCGCUAUACUUUGCAGAGUUUGUUUUCCUGGGUCUCUUCCUCACAGAGAUGUCCCUGAAGAUGUACGGCCUGGGGCCCAGGAGCUACUUCCGGUCCUCCUUCAACUGCUUCGAUUUUGGGGUCAUCGUGGGGAGCAUCUUCGAAGUGGUCUGGGCGGCCAUCAAGCCAGGAACCUCCUUUGGGAUCAGUGUGCUGCGGGCACUCCGGCUGCUGAGAAUCUUCAAAGUCACGAAGUACUGGAGCUCCCUGCGGAACCUGGUGGUGUCGCUGCUCAACUCCAUGAAGUCCAUCAUCAGCCUGCUCUUCCUGCUGUUCCUCUUCAUCGUGGUCUUCGCUCUGCUGGGCAUGCAGCUCUUCGGGGGCCAGUUCAACUUUCAGGACGAGACUCCGACGACCAACUUUGACACCUUCCCCGCUGCCAUCCUUACUGUCUUCCAGAUCCUGACUGGGGAGGACUGGAACGCCGUGAUGUAUCACGGGAUCGAAUCGCAAGGUGGAGUCAGCAAAGGCAUGUUCUCGUCGGUUUACUUCAUUGUCCUGACGCUGUUUGGGAACUACACCCUGCUGAACGUCUUCCUGGCCAUCGCCGUGGACAACCUUGCCAACGCACAGGAACUGACCAAGGACGAAGAGGAGAUGGAAGAAGCAGCCAACCAGAAGCUUGCUCUGCAAAAGGCCAAAGAAGUGGCUGAAGUCAGCCCCAUGUCUGCCGCCAACAUCUCCAUCGCCGCCAGGCAUCCGAACUCGGCCAAGGCGCGCUCGGUGUGGGAGCAGCGGGCCAGCCAGCUGCGGCUGCAGAACCUGCGGGCCAGCUGCGAGGCGCUGUACAGCGAGAUGGACGCCGAGGAGCGGCUGCGCUUCGCCACCGCCCGCCACCUGCGGCCCGACAGGAAGACGCACCUGGACCGGCCGCUCGUGGUGGAGCCGGGCCGGGACGGCGCGCGGGGGCCCGCGGGGGGCAAGGCCCGGCCCGAGGGCGCGGAGGCUGCCGAGGGCGCGGACCCGCCGCGCAGGCAUCACCGGCACCGCGACAGAGACAGGGACAAGGCCGCGGGCCCGCCGCCGGCGGGGGAGCAGGACACGGCGGACGCCCCGAAGGCGGAGGCCGGGGAGCCGGGGGCCCGGGAGGAGCGGGCGCGGCCGCGCCGCAGCCGCAGCAAGGAGGCCGCGGGCCCCCGGGAGGCCCGGAGCGAGCGUGGCCGCGGCCCGGGGCCCGACGGCGGCCGGCGCCACCACCGGCGCGGCUCCCCGGAGGAGGCGGCGGAGCGGGAGCCCCGGCGCCACCGCGCGCACCGGCACGUGCCCGAGCCGGGCAGGGAGGGCGCGGCGCCCGGGGCUAAGGGCGAGCGGCGAGCGCGGCACCGCGGCGGCCCCCGGGCCGGCCCCCGGGAGGCGGAGAGCGGAGAGGAGCCGGCGCGGAGGCACCGCGCGCGCCACAAGGCGCCGUCCACGCACGAGGAGGCGGAGAAGGAGGCCGCCGCGGAGAAGGAGGGCGAGGUGGGGGACAGGGACAAGGACCAGGAGCUCCGCAACCACCAGCCUAGGGAGUCGCACUGUGACCUGGAGGCCAGUGGGGUAAUGGGUGUGGGCCCUGUGCAUGCCCUGCCCAGCACCUGUCUAGAGAAGGUGGAAGAACAGCCAGAGGAUGCAGAUAAUCAGCGGAACGUUACUCGAAUGGGCAGUCAACCCUCGGAUCUGAGCACCACUGUGCAUGUCCCAGUGACGCUGACUGGCCUUCCCGGGGAGACCACGGUUGUUCCCAGUGGUAACGUGGACCUGGGAAGCCCAGCAGCAGGGAAGAAGGAGGUGGAAGCUGAUGGCGUGAUGAGGAGCGGCCCCCGACCCGUCGUCCCUUACAGCUCCAUGUUCUGCUUAAGCCCCACCAACCUGCUCCGCCGCUUCUGCCAUUACAUCGUGACCAUGCGGUACUUCGAGAUGGUCAUUCUCGUGGUCAUCGCCCUGAGCAGCAUCGCCCUGGCUGCUGAGGAUCCUGUGCAGACAGACUCGCCCAGGAACAACGUGCUGAAGUACAUGGACUACAUCUUCACAGGCGUCUUCACCUUUGAGAUGGUGAUAAAGAUGAUCGAUUUGGGACUGCUGCUGCACCCUGGUGCGUACUUCCGGGACCUCUGGAAUAUUCUGGACUUCAUUGUGGUCAGUGGGGCCCUGGUGGCGUUUGCCUUCUCAGGCUCCAAAGGGAAAGACAUCAACACCAUCAAGUCCCUGAGGGUCCUGCGUGUGCUGCGGCCUCUCAAGACCAUCAAGCGGCUGCCCAAGCUCAAGGCUGUGUUUGACUGUGUGGUGAACUCCCUGAAGAACGUCCUCAACAUCCUGAUUGUCUACAUGCUCUUCAUGUUCAUAUUUGCUGUCAUCGCGGUGCAGCUGUUCAAGGGGAAGUUUUUCUACUGCACCGACGAGUCCAAGGAGCUGGAGCGGGACUGCAGGGGCCAGUAUUUGGAUUAUGAGAAGGAGGAGGUGGAAGCUCAGCCGCGGCAGUGGAAGAAAUACGACUUCCACUACGACAACGUUCUCUGGGCCCUGCUGACUCUGUUCACAGUGUCCACGGGGGAAGGGUGGCCCAUGGUGCUGAAGCACUCGGUGGACGCCACGCAUGAGGCGCAGGGCCCGAGCCCCGGAUACCGCAUGGAGCUGUCCAUCUUCUACGUGGUCUACUUCGUGGUCUUCCCCUUCUUCUUCGUCAACAUCUUCGUGGCCCUGAUCAUCAUCACCUUCCAGGAGCAGGGGGACAAGGUCAUGUCUGAAUGCAGCCUGGAGAAGAACGAGAGGGCUUGCAUCGACUUCGCCAUCAGCGCCAAACCCCUGACGCGGUACAUGCCCCAGAACAAGCAGUCGUUCCAGUACAAGACGUGGACGUUCGUGGUCUCGCCGCCCUUCGAGUAUUUCAUCAUGGCUAUGAUAGCCCUGAACACCGUGGUGCUGAUGAUGAAGUUCUAUGACGCGCCCUACGAGUACGAGCUGAUGUUGAAGUGUCUGAACAUCGUGUUCACGUCCAUGUUCUCCAUGGAGUGCGUGCUCAAGAUCAUCGCCUUUGGGGUGCUGAACUAUUUCAGAGACGCCUGGAACGUCUUUGACUUUGUCACUGUGUUGGGAAGUAUUACUGAUAUUUUAGUAACAGAGAUUGCGGAAACGAACAACUUCAUCAACCUCAGCUUCCUCCGCCUCUUCCGCGCUGCCCGACUCAUCAAGCUGCUCCGCCAAGGCUACACCAUCCGCAUCCUGCUCUGGACCUUCGUCCAGUCCUUCAAGGCCCUGCCCUACGUGUGCCUGCUCAUCGCCAUGCUGUUCUUCAUCUAUGCCAUCAUCGGCAUGCAGGUGUUUGGAAACAUCGCCCUGGACGACGACACCAGCAUCAACCGGCACAACAACUUUCGGACGUUUCUACAAGCCUUGAUGCUGCUGUUCAGGAGCGCCACUGGGGAGGCCUGGCACGAGAUCAUGCUGUCCUGCCUUGGCAACCAGGCCUGCGACCAGCUCGCCAAUGCCACUGAGUGCGGGAGCGACUUUGCCUACUUCUACUUUGUCUCGUUCAUCUUCCUCUGCUCCUUUCUGAUGUUGAACCUCUUUGUGGCGGUGAUCAUGGACAAUUUUGAGUACCUUACGCGGGACUCUUCCAUCCUAGGGCCUCACCACCUGGACGAGUUCAUCCGGGUCUGGGCUGAGUACGACCCGGCUGCGUGGUGAGUGGGCCCCAUGCUGCGUGGGCCUCAGGGGUGGUCCCUGCCGCCCAUGGAUCUCGGCACAGGGCUGGUGGCUGCAGACAUGUUUCAAGUGAGCGUCCCCCCUUUGGGUUUUGGUUGGGGGUUAGGGUUCCAUCCUGCUCCCCGUGGGGUGCUGCUGAGCCCCCCUCCCAGGGGGUGUGCUCAGUCUCACUUUGUGUUCUUGUACACGGCUCCCUGGGCUGAGAAACCCUCUUCUCAGACCCUCAGUCCAGCCCUUCGGAGGUUACCUGGGGGUCAUGGAAG